CCAUCGCGACCAAGGUUUGGCUUCUUUUUUUUUUUUUUUUUGCACUCCAUGUCACUUGGCAAGAGAGACAUGAGCAACGAGAGCCUGUACCAAGAUCGCAAGGACGUGGCGCCCAUUCGCUUCACGACGCAGCCGCCAUCCCACCAUCACCAUGGCAGCCUUGGUGAGCAGCAGCAGCAGCAGCUGGAGUGCUUCUCUGAUGAGGUGGACAGCCGCGGGUGCGCCGAGCCGAAGGAGCAUGCGGGGACCCUGGUUGUCUCCGGUGGGGGCGACGGGGCGAGCAUCGAGGCCGCCAAGAAGCGGAGGGGGCGGCCGCCGGGGUCCAAGAACAAGCCGAAGCCGCCCGUGGUGAUCACGCGGGAGGCGGAGCCGGCUGCCGCGAUGCGGCCGCACGUGAUCGAGAUCCCCUGCGGCCGCGACGUCGCGGACGCGCUCGCGAGCUUCGCCACCCGCCGGAACCUCGGGAUCUGCGUGCUCGCGGGCACGGGCGCCGUCGCCAACAUCUCGCUCCGCCACCCCACGCCCGGCGUCCCCGGCGCCACCCCGGCAGCCAUCGUCUUCCACGGGCAGUACGAGAUCCUCUCCAUCUCCGCCAUGUUCCUGCCUCCCGCCAUGUCCACCGUGGCGCCGCAGGCCGCCGCCGCCGCCUCCAGCGUCUCCAUCUCGCUCGCGGGCCCGCACGGCCAGAUCGUCGGCGGCGCCGUGGCGGGCCCGCUCUACGCUGCGACCACCGUCGUCGUCGUCGCCGCCGCGUUCACGAACCCCACCUUCCAUCGCCUCCCCGCGGACGACGACGCGUCGGUGUCCGUCUCGGUCUCCCUCUCCGCUGGCAGCGGCGACCCGGCGGACGAGCACCGCGGCCAUCAGCCCGCGGAGCCGCAGGAACAGCGCCACGUCGUGCUACGGCAGCCCGCGCCGCACCUCGCCUCGGCAACGCAGCCGGUGGAGCCGUGCGGCCCGAUGCCCAUCUACGCCUGCCACCCGCCGCAGCCCCAAGAAGUGAUGUGGCGGCCGCCGGCUCGUGCGCCGCACCCGCCGCCGCCGCGACCGUACUGA
Messenger RNA from Phragmites australis (common reed), 1056 nucleotides. RefSeq names its product AT-hook motif nuclear-localized protein 28-like. The record is from RefSeq and is a predicted model, not a curated record. The transcript has a single exon. NCBI's taxonomy places the organism in Eukaryota, Viridiplantae, Streptophyta, Magnoliopsida, Poales, Poaceae. The coding region runs from base 49 to 1056 and encodes 335 amino acids. Gene Ontology annotation, cellular component: nucleus. Gene Ontology annotation, molecular function: minor groove of adenine-thymine-rich DNA binding; DNA-binding transcription factor activity.